AUGAUCACCUUCGAUUAUCCAGGGUAUGGUUUUAGCGACAAACCAAGGGGAUUGGAGCCUUCGCCAUACACCAUCCACACAUAUGCUGAUGUGGCGGAGCAGCUUCUAACGCACCUGGGGGUGGCCAGAGUGCAUGUGCUGGCACAUGACGUCGGCGACACUGUCGCGCAGGAGCUCCUGGCGCGGCACAACUCCCGGCAGUCUGAGGCCGGUCUGACUGGGGGCGCGAGCGAUGGGCUGGAAUUGAUUUCGGUGGCGUUCCUGAACGGGGGCCUGCUCCCAGAGCUGCACCGACCGCUGCUGCAGCAGCACCUGCUGGGCAACGCCUACAUAGGCCCCCUGAUGGGCCCGCUCGUGCGAUAUGAGCGCUUUGCUAUUUCGCUGAAGGCUGUGUUUGGGCCACGCACGCCCCCGACCGAGCGCUUCCUGCGCGACACCUACGCUGCACUGUGCUUCAACGGCGGCAACCUGAUCCUGCACGAGCUGAUCAAGUACAUACCGCAGCGGCUGGAGCAUAGAGACCGCUGGGUGGGAGCGCUGCAGAUCACAGAGGUGCCCCUGGUGCUGAUUAAUGGCCCGGCAGAUCCUAUCAGUGGCCGGCACGCUGCUGAGGGGUGA
Molecule: messenger RNA, 618 nt
Organism: Coccomyxa subellipsoidea C-169
Lineage: Eukaryota; Viridiplantae; Chlorophyta; Trebouxiophyceae; Coccomyxaceae
Product: alpha/beta-hydrolase
Exons: 4
Coding region: 1-618 (205 amino acids)
Source: RefSeq, a predicted model, not a curated record